AAAAAUAUGUUAUUGAUUUUGCACCGUGCUUCAAUACGAACACCUAAAUAUAGUUUUAAAUCCUAAUAUUUCAGAAAACAGGUUGACAUCAGCGCCACAGGCGUCCAUAUGGACGCAGCCCAUUGGCUGGUCGAAGGCGUGACGCAAAACGCGGAAGUGCCGUCGCAGGAAGAAAAUGGCAGCUCGCAGGUGCAGCGCUUCGGUUGUGCUGCUGUUUCUUUGUGGUCUGUCUGUGUUCGUGGCUGCAAAUGAACAGAACACGACGCCGACCGGAGGCUAUCGCGCCGCCGAGGCCGACAGUCCACGGACACCCGCGGAAGCUGCGGGGCACCCUGCGGCGGAGGACGGACGGUGGGAAGCCACCGAGGUCGGAGACGCGGCUCCGGCGGAUGCCGAACCAGACGAACGUGACGCUUCUCGCCCCGGAACGACGGUACCGCAACCCAAAGAUGAUUUCCAGGAGGAGCUGGUCAUCAGGCCGCUGCACUCCGGAGACAUUUACGCCAGCUUCCAGUUCCGAACCCUGUGGGAAACUGAUUUCAUGAAGGGAAACAAAGUGUCCCAUUACCGGCUCUUCCCCAAAUCCGUGGGCCAGGUCAUUUCCAAGUUCUCGGUGCGGGAGCUUCACAUCUCCUUCACGCAGGGCUACUGGAGGACCAUGCAGUGGGGGCAGCCCUUCUUGCCCUCUCCCCCCGGGGCCGAACUCUGGGUGUGGUUCCAGGACACAGUGACAGAUGUGGACGGCAUGUGGAAGGAGCUGACGAAUGUUUUGUCAGGCAUUUUCUGCGCGUCGCUCAACUUCAUUGAUUCCACCAACACUGUUCAGCCCAGCGCUUCCUUCAAACCGCUGGGUAUAGACAACGUGACGGACCACCGGUUCCUUCGUUAUGCCACGCUUCCACGUGAAAUCGUUUGCACUGAGAAUUUGACGCCCUGGAAGAAACUUUUGCCAUGUGGCUCUAAGGCUGGCCUCUCUGUCCUGCUGAAGUCCGAGAAACUCUUCCACAGCAGUUUUCACUCCCAGGCAGUUCACAUCAGACCCGUGUGUCAGGACUCGGAGUGCAAAACCACAUCCUGGGAGCUGAGGCAGACGCUGAACGUGGUGUUUGACCUGCACACCUCUGGGCAGGGCAAACGGGAGUGGUCUCUGUUUAAGAUGUUCUCUCGCACAUUGACAGAAGCCUGUCCUCUGGCCUCCUCCAGUAAAAUCUAUAUUGACAUCACAGACAACCCUGAGGGAGAGCUGUUUGAGCUGACACCAGCGACUCCCCUGCUGAGCCAGGCAGUGCUGAUGGGGGACAGACGGACCUUCUCAGUCUACGACCUGACCCAACAAAUCACCUUUGGCACCAUGCGUUCCCUUAACCUGCUGAUCCGCUGGAAAUCUAGUGAAGGUCACAUGCUGCGUCCUCUGCUCCACGCCGAGCGUUACGUGGCUGGUUAUGGGCUGCAAGCAGGAGAGAUUCACACACUCAUGUACAACAACCACCCGUACAGGUCUUUCCCUGUGCUGCUCCUGGACUCGGUGCCCUGGUAUCUCCGUCUCUAUGUCCAUACACUCACAGUCACCAGCAAAGGAAAAGACAACAAACCCAGUUACAUCCACUACCAACCAUCCAAGGACCGCGAGAGGCCCCACCUGCUGGAGAUGCUGAUCCAGCUUCCUCCCAACUGUGUAACUGAGGUCACAGUACAGUUUGAAAGGGCUUUGCUCAAAUGGACUGAAUAUACCCCUGAUCCCAAUCACGGUUUCUAUGUCGGAUCAUCUGUUGUCAGCUCUCUUGUACCGAGCAUCGUUGCCAUGGAUACUAACAGCAGCCUGGAACGGCCUCUUUUCAGCAACUUUUUUCCCUGUAAAGAGGAGUCCAGCUAUUUUGUGCGCAUCUACACGGAGCCACUUCUGGUCAACCUGCCAACGCCAGACUUCAGCAUGCCCUAUAACGUCAUCUGCCUUACCUGCACUGUGGUUGCCGUGGGCUACGGCUCCCUAUACAACCUGCUCACCAGAAGCUUCCAGAUAGAGGAGCCCAGCCCAGGACUGGCAAAGCGGCUAGCCAACAUCAUCCGCAAGAUGAGGGGCGUGCAGCCACUCUGAGGCCGGACAGGAAGGCCUUUAGAGAGGAAGUUCUCCUGCUGGAGGAACCAUGUGAUAUUCAGGGAAGGACUGAGCUAAACACUGGAUUGAAUGUUUUAGGAGUCAAACUGAAGGUUUUGUUUUUAAAUGGAGAAACGGCAACAAUGAUAUGUAAAAUUUGGUUGUAAGUAUAUGGAACCAAGUGAGAGCAGCAGCCAGUACUGGUAAUUCCACCAGAAGGUUUUGGUUUGUUUUUCUUGAGGGAAUGUUUGAAAACCAGAACUACACUACGUCCCAAUACGAUGGGAUUGCACCGGUCUGAAACUGCACUAUAAAUGGUCAUAGCUUGGAUGUGAAGGCCUUCGUGUCCCUGACCCACAGCUCGUCCCUCCAUGGGCGAAGUGACACUUGGUUAUUGGGUCAGAACCUUAGUUGUGAUGAAAUAUUUAAUAAGAAAUUUUGUGUUACAGCGAAUUAAACACAGAGGCUCAACUACUAAACACUCCCCCCUCCAUGGAUGCAUGCUUACUGUAAAUGUUAAUGCAGUUGUCUGCAGGCAAUAGAAAUUAAUUACUAGCUUUAAAAUAUAUAAUAAUUCAGCCAUCCGUUAUGUUCUCGGUCAGUCUGGAUGGAUAUUCUUUGGAAGCUUUACAGAGAUUCAAAUCGGGCCUGCUCUGUGUUCUGUCCGCCUGAGCGUCCAAGUGGUACAGGACGUGCAGCACUUUAAGUUAUUGCCUUUUCAAUAAACCUGGAAAUUUGCCAUUA
Messenger RNA from Betta splendens (Siamese fighting fish), 2839 nucleotides. RefSeq names its product phosphatidylinositol glycan anchor biosynthesis, class T (gene pigt). Bases 176 to 2095 code for a protein of 639 amino acids. The transcript has 11 exons. Gene Ontology annotation, cellular component: GPI-anchor transamidase complex. The record is from RefSeq and is a predicted model, not a curated record. Lineage: Eukaryota; Metazoa; Chordata; Actinopteri; Anabantiformes; Osphronemidae. Gene Ontology annotation, biological process: attachment of GPI anchor to protein.